UUUCGUCGAGGUCGAGAUGACUGGUGAGAUCACCCCGCGAUGGCCCCUUGCAGUGCCCCAGAUAUAUACUGCAAGGUUCGCCCAAACACAGAGACCCAGAAAACACCGAGGAUUUACAAGGGAUGAAGAGGUCGGCCAAUGGGACUCCUAAGAAGCCUGAGCUGGGUACGCCGAGGUCGAUGAGGUCGGUUGCCGUCUCUCCUUCUAAGUCGCCAUUGAAGAAUGUCAUCUCGGCGGCAGACUUGGCGAGCGAUCCCUCGGACGAGGAGGAUGGACCGGCUAUGGGCACGCCAAAAAAGGCCUUGUUCGGGUUUCAAUCGAAGAAGAGCACGCCGAGCUUCCAGCGCCGGCUGGAUCUGGCGCGAAAGGAAGAGCCAGAGGACGACGACCCACCAAAAACACCGACGAAGAAAGGGAGAAAGGGAGAGGUGCAGGGGAUCGAUGUAGUGAACGCGGACCGCUCACAUUCAAGAAGAAGAACGAGGAGAGUCAUACAGAAAACACUGGAGGGAGAGUCUUCAAGUGACGAAGAUGAGGAGAGCGACCUGGAACAGGAAGAACAAGAGGAUGACGACGCCAUUGUGGAGCACACCAACAUCAAGUCAGCACCUCAUGGUAGUGGCUAUGAAAGCUACUUUAGCACGCUGCAGUCGAAAACGACGACGUCAAAUAACACACUCUCGCAAAUGCCACAGAUGGAGCAUGCGACUUACCUGAAGACAUUGGCAUCACUGCCUGUCGACCACCCAGAUGAACGCGCAAAUCUGUUAUCUCUCCACAAAGAAUUGUUCGCGCAGUGGGCAUUCGAACUGAGUGUUGGGUUCAACCUACUGCUAUACGGAUAUGGCAGUAAGAGGAACCUGCUCACGGAAUUUGUCCGAGAACACUGCAGCGAACGGCCAGUGUUGGUCGUAAACGGCUUCUCUCCAUCUCUGACACUGCGCGGGAUGCUCGAGUCAAUCGCAGGAGCCCUCGAGGCAUCAGCACCCGAUGCCAAGCUGCAUUUCGGCAACCAACCCGCCGACAUCCUAACAAAUAUUGUCAGCUUUCUCUCAUCUCCGGAUCCACCCCUGGACGACCUGGUGCUUCUCAUCCACAAUAUCGACGGCGAAACCCUCCGCCCUGACAAAGUCCAAACAGCCAUCUCACUCCUCGCCGAACACCCCCGAAUCCACCUCAUUGCCUCAAUCGAUCACGUCAACGCUCCCUUACUCUGGGAUGCAGCUAAAAGCGAAAAGUUACGGUUCAUCUGGCAUGAUGCGACGACAUUUGAGCCACUAAAAGUCGAGACAUCUUUCGAUGCGAAUGUACUUGGUGUUGCAGGAUCUGGUGCACGAGCAGGUGGCUUGCGCGGUAUCAAAUACGUGCUUUCCUCCCUUACUUCCAAUGCACGGGGAAUCUACCUCCAACUUCUCCUCGCACAACUCGCUUCCGAUUCUGAAUCAGAUACGGACGGCAUACCGUAUCGGACACUGUAUGACAACUGUGUUACGGAGUUCUUGGUGUCGAAUGAGUUGACUUUCAGAACGCAGUUGAGGGAGUUCUAUGAUCAUAACAUGGUGGUGAGUCGGAAAGAUCAGGGUGGACUGGAGGUAUUGAGUGUGCCAUUGGCGAAGGGAGAGAUUGAGACGCUGGUGGUGGAGAUGCAAGAGGAGGAGUAAACGAUCCAUCACGCCAUUUAGCAUCAUCUAGCUGCCAUUAUCGAAAUCCUUGAAAGUCCUCGCUCGGUAACUCUGACUGCUGCUGCGACAUCCCACGGGCGUCUGGUCGAACCCUUGCAUUUCAAGCGCGUUUCGGCGCGUCUUCCACCGCAAAGCUUAAUUCUGCUAAGUACCUCCCGGUAGGUCAAAGCGCAAAAGCUUGGUAUUACGGGUUAUUGCUGUUGGAUCAGGAGUAUCAUGAAGGCCUUUGUGAAGACCUUUCAAAGAAAGAAGAAGCCUGAUCCGAUUGUGGUUAAGCCGAGGAAGCCGAUUGAGGAGGAUGAGUCUCAGAC
This is a messenger RNA of Saitoella complicata NRRL Y-17804, 1993 nucleotides long. RefSeq names its product ORC2-domain-containing protein. The transcript has 2 exons. Gene Ontology annotation, biological process: DNA replication. Gene Ontology annotation, cellular component: nucleus; nuclear origin of replication recognition complex. Gene Ontology annotation, molecular function: DNA replication origin binding. NCBI's taxonomy places the organism in Eukaryota, Fungi, Ascomycota, Saitoellomycetes, Saitoellales, Saitoellaceae. The coding region runs from base 123 to 1661 and encodes 512 amino acids. The record is from RefSeq and is a predicted model, not a curated record.